GCAGCAGCAGCAGCAGCAGCAGCUGAGGAGAGAGAGAGAGAGAGAGAGAGGACCAGAAAUCUGCAGCUCACAGAAUGAAGAGAUCAAAAUGAUGCUGUCGGUAAAAAGGGAUUAAAACUCCGCCGGCCGCCCGGUGGAGGACACACGACCCGGGGCGCCACACAGUUGAGGCAUGCCGUCGCUGAGCAUCCGCCGCCGCGCCUGACCGAGCGACCAUGAUGAAGACCGAACCCACAUCCAAGAGCACCGGCUCCGGCUCCACGCUCCGGAGCCCAUCCCCGCACCGGAACGCGUACGAGGCGGGCAUGCAGGCCCUGCGGCCCGCCAGAGACAAUGCGGCCAACGGGGACCUGCAGGAGGGGCCCCGGGGCCGCAGGUACGGCUCCAACGUGCACCGCAUCAAGAACAUGUUCCAGCAGAUGCAGACCACGGCGCCGGCCGACGCCGAGGCGGAGGAGGCGGGCGCCGGGAGCGCGGACAAGUCGGUGCGCCUCUCCCUCCCCAGAGCCGGCAGCCUGAACGAGAACGUGGACCACAGCGCGCUGCUGAAGCUCGGCUCCACCGUGUCCGAGCGCGUCAGCAAGUUCGACACCAGCAGGCCGGAGAACGGGCACCAGCGGGCCUCGUCGCCCAGCUACUCCAAGCUGCAGGAGACGCGCCGCAUCUUCGAGCAGCAGCAGCAGCAGCAGCAGCAGGAGAAGCUGGCCACCACCAGGGUCCUGCUGAAGACCGACAAGGCCUCGGGCUUCCAGGAGGGCAGGCUGGACGUGAUGUGUCGUUUCAACGGCAGCACGGAGUCCCUGGACAGCCUGGACACCAGCGAGGCGGUGUCCCCCACCGUCAGCCAGCUCAGUGCCGUGUUCGAGCGGGCUGCCGAGCUGCGGAACAACCUGCACCGCCUCUCCUCCACCCCGCCGCUGCCCUCCCGCGGGGUCAGCGCCAAGGUGGGAGUGCUGAACUCCAAAAUAAUCACAAAGAGAGUUCGUGCCUUUGCGGCAGGCGGCCAGGAGGAAGACGCAGGCCAUCCGAAGGACCAGGAGGGGCCCCCGAGGGCCCCGAGGGGGAGGGGGACCCCGCCAUCUGACAGCAUCAACGGGGGCCAGGAUGAAUUUUACAGUACUGUAGGAGAGCCGGCGGAGGAGAGGGAAAAGACGGUCUCGGAUGCAGGCGUCAAGACCAGAGCGGAGGUCCAACGCGAGUCGCCCGGCGCAACUCUGCAAGGUGACGGCCACGUCGGCUCGGCGGAGAACGGAGAAGCUGCUGCGGAGAAGAAGAAGAAGAAGAAGAAGCACAGCCCGCGAAGGGGCGACGAGGAGGACGAGGAGGAGGAGGACCGGACGCUCAGAGACGACCAGUCGGGCCGGGACUCGGUGGAUGUCAGCACCUACAGCGCGGUGGGGGAGGACGUGGAAGUGGACGAGGAGGAGGAGGAGGAGGAGGAGGAGGAGGAGGAGGAGGAGGAGGAGGUCGACGACAGCUACGAGGCCGAGUCCAGCUGCGUGGAGAUUUCUGGGCUGCCUGCGGAGGAGAGCCCGCCCACCUCCAGGAAGAUCUGCUUCAGCACGGAGCCCAUCAAGGUGUUUGCCACCUACCCCAACGAGGACUAUGACCGGCGCAACGAAGACGUGGAUCCCAUGGCGGCAUCUGCCGAGUACGAGCUGGAGAAGAGGGUGGAGAGGCUGGACCUGUUCCCCGUGGAGCUGGAGAAAGAUGGCGACGGCCUGGGCAUCAGUAUCAUCGGGAUGGGUGCAGGAGCUGACAUGGGCCUGGAGAAGCUGGGCAUCUUUGUGAAGACCGUCACAGAUGGAGGAGCCGCACACAGGGAUAGCAGGAUCCAGGUGAACGAUCUGAUCGUGGAGGUGGACGGGACCAGUCUGGUGGGAGUCACCCAGACGUUUGCCGCCACUGUACUCAGGAACACAUCAGGAACUGUCAAGUUUGUCAUUGGGCGAGAGAAGCCGGGCGAGCAGAGCGAAGUGGCCCAGCUCAUCCAGCAGACCCUGGAGCAGGAGCGCUGGCAGAGGGAGAUGAUGGAGCAGCGCUACAACCAGUACAUGGACGAACAGGAGGGCGCCGAGUAUGGCACAGACGAAGAAGAGGACGAGGACGAGGAGGCCAGUCCGCCGUACCCCAGCGCCAUCGAGGUGUUUGACUUGGCGGAGAACGAGGACAUGUCGCCUCUGGAGACGGACCCUGAGAAACUGGCCCAUAAGUACAAAGAGCUCCAAAUAAAGCAUGCGGUGACCCAGGCGGAGAUCCAGCAGCUGAAAAGAAAGCUGCACCACGCGGAGCAGGACAAGCAGCGCUGGCGUAUGGACAAGGCUCAGCUGGAGCAGACGCUGCAGGAGAACAAGGAGCGCAUGGAGAAGCUGGAGGGCUACUGGAUGGAGGCUCAGAGUCUGUGCCAGGCGGUGGACGAGCACCUGAAGGAGACGCAGGCCCAGUACCAGGCCCUGGAGCGCAAGUACAGCAAAGCCAAACGCCUGAUCAAGGAAUACCAGCAGAAGGAGAUCGAGUACCUGAAGAAGGAGACCCAGCGUUGUGCACAAGUCGGGGAAGAGGCCUCGCUUCUGAAAGAGGAGUCGGGACAACUCCAGGAACAGGUGGCCGACCUGGAGUGCAGGGUCGAGGAGCUGAAAUCUGAACCUUUAUAAAAAAAAUACUUUGUCCCCCCGCCCCCCACACCCCCGUCGUCGUGUGUCUCAGAAAGCAGAAGUUCACCAGAGGAAGUGAGACGAUAGUGUUGUACUUGUACUUGCAAUUGAGCUGCAGGGUAUUUUCUCGUCUCCGGCCCGAGCGUGGUUUUUGGUCGCGUACUGUACGUGCGUGCGUGCGUCCCCCCCCCCAGGCUAUGUAUUUCAGCCAUUUUAACCCUUUCAAACAAUGUUUUUUCUGUUAUGGGAACGUGAGGAAUCAUCAUCAUCAUCAAAUACAGACUCUGUUGAGCUCUAGAUGUACUGUUCCUUUUUUUUUCCCCUUCCCCCACUCCUUCUAAUUUCAGUAUUUAAUCCCAUAAUUUGUGGUUUUGUGACGAACCAUGCUGUUGCUUUUAAUUGCCAAAAAAAAAAAAUCCCUCUUCUUUUUUGCCUAGUUUCAUUUGAGUUUGUACAGAUGUGAUACCGUGUGGUUUAACAAUCAAAUUUGGGUUUGUACAUUUUUUUAUUAUGUGUAUAACAUUUAACAUAAUAUAAAACUAAUGAGAUUGAGGAUUGAUGUGUAUAUUUUACGUGAAGAUGAGGAAGAGGAUGGUGAUGUGUAAAUUGGACGGAGAUUGCACUGAAGACGACGAUGAGGAUUACGUCGCGCGAGGUGCUUCGCUGGAACAAGAGGAAAACAAGAAGUCUUUGAAGUUGUACAAACAGUAAAAACCCAACCUUCAUAGACGUCGUGUCACUUAACCUUGAAAACCACCUGCUGCCUACCUUUCAGAAGUGUUUGUGUAUUUUCUACACACUAAGACUCACUAACGAGCAACCUCCAGAUCCUCCAGUUUCAACCAUCCAUCCAUCGUCUACCGCUUUAUCAAUUUAAGGGUCGCGGGGGGGCUGGAGCCAAUCCCAGCUGACAUUGGGCGAGAGGCAGGGUUCCUUGGACAGGUCGCCAGUCUAUCGCAGGGCCAC
Molecule: messenger RNA, 3620 nt
Organism: Scophthalmus maximus (turbot)
Lineage: Eukaryota; Metazoa; Chordata; Actinopteri; Pleuronectiformes; Scophthalmidae
Gene: ppp1r9bb
Product: protein phosphatase 1, regulatory subunit 9Bb
Exons: 11
Coding region: 216-2654 (812 amino acids)
Biological process (GO): calcium-mediated signaling; actin filament organization; neuron projection development
Cellular component (GO): postsynaptic density; cytoplasm; actin cytoskeleton
Molecular function (GO): actin filament binding
Source: RefSeq, a predicted model, not a curated record